AUGUCUUCAUAUGCCAUCACAGGAGCGUCCAAGGGCAUUGGCCGCGAGUUUGUGCGCCAACUCGCUAGCGAUACGACCAACACAGUCCUGGCUAUUGUGCGAGACCCCGAAUCACCCGACAUAUCUAAGCUCGCCUCCAAUCACCCUAAUGUGCACGUUAUCAAAGGCGAUGUUACGGACCCAAAGUCAAUUCUGGAGGCUGCCUCGGCCGUAGCCGACGUGACAGGAGGGAAGCUGGACGUGCUUAUCCACAACUCCAACGCUGUUGAUUUGGCCACCAUGUCCUUCAACCCGACCCAGAUUCCCUUCGAUGCUCAAGCCACUCGGGCAAUUUUUGACCUGCCAUUCAGCACGGGUAUCUACGGCGGUCUAUGGACAACAAACGCCUUCCUACCCCUGAUUGAGAAGGGUAUCCAGAAGAAGAUUGUGCACAUAUCCAGUGCCAUGGCGGAUUUGGAUUUUAUCAAGAAGACUGGUGUCAGCUAUGCUGUCGCGUACUCUGUCACAAAAGCCGGGAUGAAUGUUCAAGUCGCCAAGUACGCAGCAGAACUUGCGCCUAAACGCAUCAAAGUGUUGGCUUUAAGUCCUGGAUGGGUUGAUACAUGGGAGGGAGAAAAACCCUCUCAGGUAAUCCAAGCGCAAAAUCUCAUGCUGCAGCAAUUUCAGGCAGCCGAGCCUGAGCUCAAGGGGCAGACUCAGCCUGAAGAGAGUGUUAGACAGAGCCUCCAGGUAAUUGAGAGUCUGGACGCCGAGUCUAGCGGCUUUCUCCUGAGCCAUAAUGGAGAUAAGGCAAGGUGGUUGUGA
Molecule: messenger RNA, 804 nt
Organism: Aspergillus pseudotamarii
Lineage: Eukaryota; Fungi; Ascomycota; Eurotiomycetes; Eurotiales; Aspergillaceae
Product: SDR family oxidoreductase
Exons: 2
Coding region: 1-804 (267 amino acids)
Molecular function (GO): oxidoreductase activity, acting on the CH-OH group of donors, NAD or NADP as acceptor
Source: RefSeq, a predicted model, not a curated record